This is a messenger RNA of Trachymyrmex cornetzi, 630 nucleotides long. RefSeq lists its product as uncharacterized. The record is from RefSeq and is a predicted model, not a curated record. Gene Ontology annotation, molecular function: nucleic acid binding. Gene Ontology annotation, biological process: DNA integration. Bases 1 to 630 code for a protein of 209 amino acids. NCBI's taxonomy places the organism in Eukaryota, Metazoa, Arthropoda, Insecta, Hymenoptera, Formicidae. The transcript has a single exon.
AUGGACUACGCCGAUCCCUUUAACAUUAUUCCAUUCGUCGGACGCGGACAAAAGAGGACUAGGAGAGCAUACGUGACUUUAUUCAUUUGCCUCGUUACAAAAGCGAUUUAUUUUGAAUUGGUGGAAGACUAUUCCGCUGAAGGAUUUUUGGCCGCGUUCAAAAGAUUUUCGAGUCAUCGAGGAUUAUCGCGUCACAUAUAUAGUAACAAUGGCACCAACUUUCAUGGGGCUGAUCGAGAAUUGCAACGUCAUUUUCGUACUUUAAAAAAUGACCCUGAUAUGCUAGACAUUUUCGCCGCCGACGGUGUAGAUUGGGAAUUCAUUCCGUCGGCUGCUCCGCAUUUCGGCGGCCUGUGGGAGGCCGGAGUUAAAAGUUUUAAAGCGCAACUGAAGAGAAUCGCCGGGACGCGUACAAUCUCGCAGGCUGAGUUUGCGAUGCUUCUCUGUCAAAUUGAAGCGUGCCUUAAUUCCCGUUCUAUUGCUGCUCUUAGCGAUGACCCUAGCGAUUUGUCUGCGCUCACUCCUGGACAUUUUCUAAUAGGCCGACCGAUGAUCGCCGUUCCGGAGGAAUCCGUGCUCACGAUUAAUCCGGAUCGACUUUCGCGCUGGCAACUUAUGCGCUCUAUGUAA